CUUUCUUCAGUCUUGAACUUCGCUGCGUCCUCCUUGAUCUCUCUCUCUCCGGGCCAAGACUUUCUCGGACGCUCAAUAUUGGUUUGAAAAGUUUUGGAUAUUCUUCUUAAUAUGGAAGGUUCUGGAUGGAAAAGCCGAGCACUUGUCCCAUUUGCCUUUGGUAUUAUCAUCAGUUUGCAUUGUCCCAUCACUCAGUCAGCUAAUAUAUUAGUUGUACCUGUUGAUGGAAGUCAUUGGAUAAAUAUGAGAAUUCUCUUGGAGGAACUGAAACCUCGUGGACACAACUUCACGGUACUUUAUCUUGAGAAAAGUUGGUACAUCACAGAAAGGCCCAAUCUAUAUCAAUCUAUUGCAGUUCCACUGAAGAACAUUGAAAACAUAGAUAAGGUUGGAAUAAUUCUUCAAAAAGCACUGCAGCUUGGGCAGGAUGGGUGGAGCUUCAGAGACAAUAUUGAGUUACAAAAUGAACUUCUACGAUUUAUACAGAACUGUCAGAAGGUGUUUCAUUUGUUUAUUAGUGAAAUUUUCCAAAACAAAACAUUGCUAAGCCAACUUGAAAAGGCAAACUUUGACCUGGUGCUUACAGACCCUUUUUUGGUUGCUGGAUCAAUGCUUGCUUAUUAUUUAAAACUUCCCUUGGUGCAUAAUGUUCGAUGGUUAGAGUCUGGUGAAGCUCACUUCUUCUUUGCCCCAUCCCCCACUUCUUAUGUCCCAGUCUCUGGCUCAUACCUGACAGACAAAAUGUCCUUUCUUCAAAGAGCACAGAACCUCAUCCAACAUCUAAUCCAUCUAUCCCUUUUCGAACUUGCCAUUUAUCCCAGCUACAAUGAGCUCUGUCAUCGAUAUUUGGGACCAGACACAGAUAUCAAGAAAAUUCUGAUGAGGGCUGAUGUGUGGCUGUUUAGAGUUGAUUUUGUAUUUGAAUUCCCAAGACCCACCAUGCCAAAUAUUGUGUACAUUGGAGGCUUCCAGUGUAAACCAGCCCAACCACUAGCAGCAGAGUUUGAAGAGUUUGUUCAAAGCUCAGGAAAGCAUGGAAUUAUUGUGAUGUCGUUAGGAUCUGUUAUCCAUUCCUUGCCAAAGCAGAUUGCAAUGGAAAUAGCUGAGGCGUUUGCUCAAGUACCCCAGAAGGUUAUUUGGAGAUAUGAUGGGGAAAUCCCUCCCAAUAUAGGUAAUAAUACACUACUGACAAAAUGGAUCCCUCAGAACGACCUUCUGGGACACCCCAACACACGAGUCUUCAUUUCUCAUUGUGGUACCAAUGGCAUUUACGAGGCCAUCUACCACGGGGUACCAGUGAUUGGCAUGCCUCUUAUUUUUGACCAGUUUGACAAUUUACUUCGACUGGAAUCCCGAGGUGCAGCAAAGGUGCUUAAUGUUGCAACCAUGCAUUCAACAGAUCUGUUGAAGGUACUUAAUGAGGUGAUAAAUGGCACAUUUUACCGGGACAAUAUGAAGAAACUCUCUGCCCUCCACCGGGACCAACCAGAGUCGCCAAUGGAGCGAGCCAUUUUCUGGAUUGAGUAUGUUGCCCGACACAAAGGCGCAGGGCAUUUGCACUCUGAAUCCUACUGGCUCCCCUGGUACACUUACUAUUGUGUCGACGUGAUGCUCUUACUGUUGUCCGUGUUACUCAUGGUUUCAGUGCUGGUGGUUGUAGCACUGAAGAAACUUUGUCACAUUGCACGGAAGAAAAUAAAGCAAAAGAAUGAGUAA
Mobula hypostoma (lesser devil ray) is the source of this 1716-nucleotide messenger RNA. RefSeq names its product UDP-glucuronosyltransferase 2C1-like. Bases 112 to 1716 code for a protein of 534 amino acids. Gene Ontology annotation, molecular function: UDP-glycosyltransferase activity. The transcript is spliced from 2 exons. The record is from RefSeq and is a predicted model, not a curated record. Lineage: Eukaryota; Metazoa; Chordata; Chondrichthyes; Myliobatiformes; Myliobatidae.